AUGAAAGGCCAAGUGUUUGGAAUAAUUUUACUCACAUUUUUUGUGUUUAACGAUGCAAAAUGGACAAAUCAUGAUAAUGAUCUUAGUAUGGAUUUGAUUGAACAACCAUUGAUUCAUCGUGAAUUUUGGGAUGAGUAUCUUUCAGUGAAACAAAGAGAAACUCCAAUAUUUACUGAAGCUCAUCGAAAAUUUCAGAAUGAUUCAUUGGAUAUUCAUAAUACCUUGCGUACUCGUCAUUGUGUACCACCAUUAAUACUCGAUGAAGAAAUAAAUAUACGUGCUCAAAUUUAUGCUGAACAACUUGCUAAAAUGAACGGUAGUUUAAUACAUAGUACUGAUCGACGUGGUCUUUAUGGAGAAAAUCUUUAUGCAGUAACACGUAAAACCCGUAUUACCAAUCUAAGUGCUGCUAAAGUAACACUUACAUGGUAUGCAGAGAUCGAAUUUUAUGAUUAUGACAAGCCAGGUUACAAAACAAGUACAGGUCAUUUUUCACAAAUUGUUUGGAAAGAUACAGAGAGACUUGGUGUUGGAUAUGCUACGGCAAGAGAAGGUCUUAAAAUGUAUGUUGUUGCACAAUAUGGACCACCAGGCAACUAUGGCUUCGAGUUCAGUACAUGUGUUCUUAAACCAUUAUGUUAA
This is a messenger RNA of Rotaria sp. Silwood2, 642 nucleotides long. NCBI's taxonomy places the organism in Eukaryota, Metazoa, Rotifera, Eurotatoria, Philodinida, Philodinidae. The record is from the annotation of a GenBank genome assembly.